AUGUCAACUAUAUCCUCUCUUGUUCUUGUUCUUUUUCUUUUGUUCUUUCCUUUCCAUGGAUGUAGAGCUCGAAGCAUCGGGGUGUUCAACAAUGAGCCUGUAGAAGUAUUCCUAUCAUCUAGCAAGAACAAUAAGGCGUCCGGUCUUGUUAGGGUUUCUAUACAACCAGACAGUAAAGCUUCAGAAGCUACAAAACCCGAAAGCAAGAACCAUGAGGAGAAGAUAGACGACGAUAAGAUGAGCCCUGCAACGUCAGUUGUAGCUCCUAACAGAAAGAGUCUACAGAAAGUAGAAGUAUUGGAUACUGUUGAGACUGAGCCUGCGGUUUCUGUUUCUUGGAGGGUGCCUCAUAAGAAACGGGGAGAGGAAGAACCAUGGUUUAACUUGGAUUAUUUACCACCAAAAACACAUCCUCCACAUAACAAUUGA
Fraxinus pennsylvanica is the source of this 429-nucleotide messenger RNA. The record is from the annotation of a GenBank genome assembly. NCBI's taxonomy places the organism in Eukaryota, Viridiplantae, Streptophyta, Magnoliopsida, Lamiales, Oleaceae.